AUGGAGCUCCGAGGUUUGGGCUACAUUCUCAUGUUAACUGCAAUUUUGACGGCCGUCAACGCUCGUAUCCCCGGAGUUUACACCGGUGGACAGUGGGAGACCGCUCACGCCACCUUUUAUGGUGGCGCUGAUGCAUCCGGCACAAUGGGUGGAGCAUGUGGGUAUGGGAAUUUGUACAGCCAAGGCUACGGCGUCAACACGGCGGCACUAAGCACAGCGCUGUUCAACAAUGGCUUGAGCUGCGGCGCUUGUUUUGAGCUAAAAUGUAUCGAUGACCCUCAAUGGUGUCAUCCCGGCAACCCUUCCAUUCUCAUCACCGCCACCAAUUUCUGUCCGCCGAACUUUGCUCAGCCUAGCGACAAUGGAGGUUGGUGCAAUCCCCCUCGCCCCCAUUUCGAUCUCGCCAUGCCCAUGUUUCUCAAAAUCGCUGCUUACCGUGCCGGAAUCGUCCCCGUCUCCUACCGCCGGGUGCCAUGCCGGAAACAAGGAGGGAUAAGGUUCACAAUUAACGGUUUCCGUUACUUCAAUCUGGUUUUGAUCAGCAACGUCGCCGGUGCCGGCGAUAUCACCAAGGCAUGGGUGAAAGGUUCGAACACGGAAUGGAUGAGUCUUAGCCGGAACUGGGGUCAAAAUUGGCAGUCAAACGCAGUGUUGAUUGGACAGUCACUUUCGUUCAGGGUGACAGGCAGUGACGGUCGCACUUCCACCUCGAAGAACAUAGUACCUCCGAAUUGGCAAUUCGGGCAAACUUUUACCGGGAAGAAUUUCCGGGUUUAAGGAUUCGAAUCGGGUUCGGUUGGCGGGUGAAAUAUUUAUGUAUUUUAAAGAAAAAUAUAUAUAUAUUUCUAUUUUUAGGAGAGUGCUUUUUGACUACUAAGAAGUGCUCUUUUUCGUUGUAAACGGAGCUGAAGCGGCUAUGCUUCCUCGCAUCGUAGGGGCCCGCAGCUUUUAUUAUCUCUAUAU
Cynara cardunculus var. scolymus (artichoke) is the source of this 963-nucleotide messenger RNA. Its product is annotated as expansin-A6-like. Gene Ontology annotation, biological process: plant-type cell wall organization. The coding region runs from base 1 to 777 and encodes 258 amino acids. NCBI's taxonomy places the organism in Eukaryota, Viridiplantae, Streptophyta, Magnoliopsida, Asterales, Asteraceae. The transcript is spliced from 3 exons. Gene Ontology annotation, cellular component: extracellular region. The record is from RefSeq and is a predicted model, not a curated record.